AUGCCUCUAAGAACUUCCGUUACCGCCUUGAGAUCCGUUGCUCCCCUCCGUCAAUCUCCCACCGCCGCAGCCUCAACCUUCCGCCACUUCACCUCCGCCGGCUAUCCUUCCAACAGCUUUCAGUUAACUCCGCCGGUUAACUGGGGAGUACUAAUCGUACCGAAGAAGAAAGCGUAUGUGAUUGAGCGAUUCGGAAAAUUCGCCAAGACAUUGCCGUCGGGGAUUCAUUUCCUGAUUCCGUUCGUUGAUCGGAUUGCUUAUGUUCAUUCUCUCAAGGAAGAAGCGAUUCCGAUCCCUAAUCAGACUGCGAUUACUAAAGAUAACGUUAGUAUCCAUAUCGAUGGCGUUCUCUAUGUCAAGAUAGUGGAUCCUAAGUUAGCUUCUUAUGGAGUUGAGAGUCCUAUCUAUGCUGUUGUGCAGCUGGCUCAGACUACUAUGCGUAGUGAGCUUGGUAAGAUCACUCUUGAUAAGACCUUUGAGGAAAGAGAUACUCUCAACGAGAAGAUUGUGGAAGCCAUCAAUGUUGCUGCAAGAGACUGGGGUCUUCAGUGUCUUCGUUAUGAGAUAAGGGAUAUUAUACCCCCUCAUGGAGUGAGAGUUUCUAUGGAGAUGCAAGCUGAAGCUGAACGUAAAAAGAGAGCCCAGAUUCUUGAGUCUGAAGGAGAAAGGCAAGCUCAUAUCAAUAUUGCUGAUGGUAAGAAAAGUUCUGUAAUCUUGGCAUCUGAAGCUGCAAAGAUGGAUCAAGUUAAUCGAGCACAGGGUGAGGCUGAAGCAAUACUCGCUAGAGCACAAGCAACUGCUAGAGGCCUUACCAUGUUAUCUCAGUCUCUCAAAGAAACUGGGGUAGUAGAGGUGAGUUUUAACAAACCUAGCCUCAGUCCUGCAACCGGAUCCUAUCGAGCAACCGAUCAUUCCUACAAAAUGAGUAUCGUCAAUA
Molecule: messenger RNA, 937 nt
Organism: Eruca vesicaria subsp. sativa (arugula)
Lineage: Eukaryota; Viridiplantae; Streptophyta; Magnoliopsida; Brassicales; Brassicaceae
Source: the annotation of a GenBank genome assembly